This is a messenger RNA of Saccostrea cuccullata (small rock oyster), 1330 nucleotides long. RefSeq names its product 3-ketodihydrosphingosine reductase-like. The coding region runs from base 16 to 1002 and encodes 328 amino acids. Gene Ontology annotation, cellular component: endoplasmic reticulum membrane. Lineage: Eukaryota; Metazoa; Mollusca; Bivalvia; Ostreida; Ostreidae. Gene Ontology annotation, molecular function: 3-dehydrosphinganine reductase activity. The record is from RefSeq and is a predicted model, not a curated record. Gene Ontology annotation, biological process: sphingolipid biosynthetic process. The transcript has 10 exons.
ACGCUGACGCUGGCAAUGUACCUUUACUGUUUUAUUUUCUUUCUGCUGCUCAUAAUAUUUAUAAUUUCAAAACUUAUAUCACCUAAACAAAUUAAUAUUAAAGGAAAACAUGUUUUGAUAACUGGUGGAUCAAGUGGCAUUGGUAAAGCUCUUGCUAUCGAAGCAGUUAGACAAGGGGCUAAUGUCACAAUCAUUGCCAGAAAUGAGAAAAGAUUGGAUGAAGCUAAACAAGAGAUUGAAAGACAAAUCAAGGACAGAAAUUUACAGAAGGUCUUAGCAAUUUCGGUGGAUAUCACAAAGGAUGCAGACACAGUGAAGAAUGCUGUCAAUAAGGCAGAGAAGGAGCUGGGACCUAUCACCAUCCUUAUCAACAAUGCAGGGAGUGCUAUAGCUGGACGGUUUGAAGAAACAUCUGUAGAGCAAUUUCAGCGCAUGAUAGAUUUAAAUUUCGUGGGAAGUGUGAAUGUCACCAAGGCUGCCAUUAAAGACAUGAAAGAAAACAAUGCAGGGAGGAUCGUGUUUAUUUCUUCUCAGGCAGGACAAGUGGGUGUGUUUGGAUACACUGCCUAUUCUGCGUCAAAGUUUGCUCUCAGGGGAUUCGCAGAAUCUCUUCAAAUGGAGGUUAAGCCUUACAAUAUCUACGUUACUAUGGCAUUCCCUCCUGACACAGAUACACCAGGUCUAGCAGAGGAAAACAAGUCCAAGCCCAAAGAAACCGUGCUCAUCUCGGACACUGUAGGUCUUUUCUCACCCUGUGAUGUGGCCAAAACAGUCUUCAGGGAUGCAGUGAAUGGCAGGUUCCUGAGUUAUGUAGGUAUGGAUGGUUGGUUGCUAAGCAAUCUGUCCAGUGGAAUGUCUCCAGCCACCUCAAUUGUGGAUUUACUUCAACAGGUAUUUACAAUGGGGAUUUUCCGCUUUGUUUGCCAGUUCUAUUUGUUCCAUUUUGACCGCAUUAUACGGAAGUGUAAAGAAGAAAAAGAUUCCAAAUUAAAAUCAUCUUAGAAUCUUAAUGUAAUAGAAAUCUUUUAAUUUUGAAGCAAUUAAGAUAAUCACAAAAUGCAUUGCUGAUACAGGGAUAUGUAUGAUAAUUUUAAAACUGCUAUGUGACUGCAAAGCUUAUACAUAUGUUAUUUAUUGAAAUAAUAAGAAUAUGUACACUCUAUACAAAUUUUGAUAUAUAUACUUUUUUCAUUUUUAUAGAAAAAUAAAAUAUGGCAUCAUAGUAAGAAGUCUUUCUUUGUGGUCAUAAUUGUUAUCUGCCCAAAAUCUUCGAAAUUCAUAAUUUGUUUAAAUAAGGUUCUGACAUGCAGUGACCUAAUUAGCCCUUUGA